Molecule: messenger RNA, 651 nt
Organism: Rotaria sordida
Lineage: Eukaryota; Metazoa; Rotifera; Eurotatoria; Philodinida; Philodinidae
Source: the annotation of a GenBank genome assembly
AUGCCUGGUGUGGUGGUCGCUGGAGAUGGUACCAGUGGAACUAGUGCUUCGCAGUUAAAUGUACCACUAGGAGUGUUUGUCAAUGAAGCGGGAACCUUGUAUAUUGUAGAUAGCUCAAAUCAUCGGAUCCAAAAAUGGAAUAAUGGAGCUUCCUCUGGUGUAACAGUAGCAGGCACUGGAGUUAGUGGUAAUAGUUUAUCUGAGCUAUCGUAUCCGACAGGAAUUGUUGUUGACUCAAAUGGAUACAUGUAUAUAGUGGAUUAUGCAAACAGUCGAAUUCUUCGAUGGCCACCAAAUUCGAAUUCUGGUGAAUGUAUUGCGGCUUGUACUGGUGUUUCCGGAAAUGGAAUUGAUACGCUGAAUUAUGCGACUGCAUUGGCAUUUGAUAGCUAUGGAUCUCUUUUUAUUAGCGAUGGAAACAAUCAUCGAGUACAGAAAUUUCAGAUACUUAGUGGUUUUGAUGAAACUUCAACAACAACGAUAACAACAACAGCGAUAACAGCAACAGAUCACACAACAUCAUUGCAAACUUCGUCGAAGUCAAGUAGUACACAUUCAUCAACAAUUGCAAUAUCAAUUGCUUUAUUGCUUUGGUUUCUUAAUGAUUGGAACUUGAGCGAUUUUGUCUUUCGCCUUCCUAUUAUACAAUGA